AUGUUAAUAUUGGUAAAGACACCAACAAUCACAUUCAGUUUGGAUGUGCAGCCAGAGGACUCUACAGAGGUGCUCUACAAUAAAGUUGGAGAGAGAACAGAGUACAAACGAUUCCAAUUCGAGUUGUUGUUUGCUGGUGACAAGUUGUCAAAGGGUACCAUUGGAGGAUGUGGUGUAAAGAAGGAGAGUACCAUUCACAUGAUCGUCAUCAAGGAGUUAAAGUUCACUGUUAGAUACAAAGAGAAUGAGUAUCCACUGGCCAUGCCAAACAAUGCCGGUCUUCAAAUCAGUCAUAUGAUUAGCCAAAUCAAGAACACAUUGAGGGAGUCAAUUCCACAACUGUCCAACUCAACGAUCGCUGUUCAUGUUCCAGGCAAUCCAGCACCAUUAUACAAUUAUACAUUGAUCCAGGAUCACUUUAAGAACUUUGAGGUGGUCGAGUUGUCAUUGGUCGAGAAGCCAGUCUACAAAACAGUAGAGCCUUACAUUCCUACUUAUGGGUCAAUGAAGAUGAAGGAUGCUCCAAGUCCUGUAACAUACAAGUCAUCAUCAGUUGAGUCAGCCCCAAUCAUUCAACAAGAGGAGGAGCAGUUUGAUGCCGAUGGUCUCCUUAGUAGCUUUGUGGAAUCCUCCAUCUCAUCUGAUGUUGAGGUCGUAUUCUGUUUCGAUACAACUGGAUCAAUGUCAUCAAUCAUUAAGAAUGUACGUACACAAGUGAAGAACACUGUUACAAGAUUGAUGAGGGACAUUCCAAACAUUCGUAUUGGUAUUAUGGGUCUUGGAGACUAUUGCGACAAGAAGGAUGUGUUGACAACAUUGGACUUGACUCAGAAUGUUGAGGACUUGGUGUCCUUUAUCAACAAGGUGCCAGACACUAAUGGUGGAGACUCACCGGAGGCCUACGAGUAUGCAUUAUAUCGUGCCAAGGAGUUGUCUUGGUCAACUCACACAUCCAAAGCAUUCGUUAUGAUUGGAGACGCCAAUCCACAUCCACCAUCAUACACUGACUUGAAGAUCAACUGGUUCAAGGAGUGUGAUGAUCUCCACAACAUGGGCAUCAAGGUCUAUGGUGUCAAGGCACUUGGACGUUGUGUCUUUUACGAUGAGAUUGCAGAGCGAACUGGAGGCAUCUGCAUUACAUUCAACAAGUUCAACCUCAUCACCGAGAUGUUCUUGGCCAUUUGUUACCGUGAGGCGUCAUCCAAGAAGUUCAAAGAGUACGAGAAGGAGAUUGCCAAGGAAGGCGAUUCAGACCUCAAGCAGAUCCUGAAUGACCUCAAUCAAGAGAACUUUACGGUCGAGAGCACUGUCCCAGCUCCAUCACCAGACACCGUUUGCCAAACCAAUCAGCGAAGAGUCCAAGGACGCUCCAACUACAUCCACCACCACAACGACAACAACAUCAACUACCACCUCUCCCACCUCCAAGGUUAUCUCAAAGGAUACUUCUUCAUUCCAGAGAUUGGAUACUUCAAGCACAAGAGAGAAUUGGAGAAGGAGGCCCAGACCAACACUUCCUCGAGCACAUACAGUUCAAGAUCCUCAACUGCAACAUCUAGUAGCUCAAUCGCCAGCUCACCAACUCCAUUACCAACUCCUACUCCAUCCACCUCAACACCUCCACCAGCUCCAGUAGUUGUUUAUACUCCACCACCACCUCCCGAGCCAUUGGUCCCAGUCACCAUUUUCAACUUCAACUACCAGAUCAGUUCGAUGCCAGUGACUUCACCAUACCUCUCUGCAAUGGUCAUUGGCGCUGAUAAAGUUGGAAAGACCACGUUCACAAGAUCCAUCUCAUUCGUUGCCAAGAACUAUAAGGGUAGCAUUCAAUUCAGAGAGAAGACACAUAUUACCGUGGACGAGUUCAGAGAUGCAUCAUGCUUUGUCAUCUGUCUGGAUAUGACCGAUGCCAAAUGCAUGGAGCAACUACCAUUGUUGUUGUCAAUGGUUAGACAGAGAGAGUUGACCAAACCAAUCUUUGUGGCUGGCCUUAAGAGCGAUGGAGUGGUCCCAAACUCGGUCCAAGUCAGCAUGCAAUCACUGGCAGCAGUAUACUCAGUGUUGGACAGCUUCACCUAUUCCCAAUACAUGAGCCACGAACAGAUCAAGGACAUUGAGUUGACAAUGCGUAAGAAGUUGCAACCAAGUGGAAAGGCUUCCAAGAAAGAAGGCGCAAGCUGCUCCAUAAUGUAA
Molecule: messenger RNA, 2193 nt
Organism: Acytostelium subglobosum LB1
Lineage: Eukaryota; Evosea; Eumycetozoa; Acytosteliales; Acytosteliaceae
Exons: 4
Coding region: 1-2193 (730 amino acids)
Molecular function (GO): protein binding
Source: RefSeq, a predicted model, not a curated record